Messenger RNA from Durio zibethinus, 1856 nucleotides. Its product is annotated as reticulon-like protein B3. Lineage: Eukaryota; Viridiplantae; Streptophyta; Magnoliopsida; Malvales; Malvaceae. The record is from RefSeq and is a predicted model, not a curated record. Gene Ontology annotation, biological process: response to bacterium.
UCCAGCUGCUCCACACCUACAGGUUCUCAUUUCCAAGCUUAUCAACGGUCCAGAUCAAAACUUCUUCAUUAAGCGGUCUAGAUUAAAUCUAACGUGUACAUUCUCUGUUUAGCCACAAAAAGGAUUCCAGCUUAGAAGAAAGAACACUCUAAAUUUUCACUUCUCGUCUUUUCUCGUUUUUCUUUCUUUCUAUCUUCAGUCGUUUCGAAACGAGUAGUUAGGGUUUUAGAAUUUGGGUGAAAAGAAUGGCUGAGCACGAAGAGAAGCAUGAGGAAUCGUUGAUGGAAAAAAUAACAGACAAGAUCCACGGCCAUGAUUCAUCGUCAUCAUCGUCGGAUUCCGAUGACGAUAAGCCAUCAGAAUCGUCGGUCAAGGCCAAGGUCAAGGUCUUCCAUCUCUUUGGAAGAGAAAGGCCCUUACACCACGUUUUCGGUGGAGGCAAACCUGCUGACAUUUUCCUGUGGAGGAACAAAAAGGUUUCAGCAGGAGCGCUUGGUGUUGCAACUGUGAUAUGGGUUUUGUUUGAAUUGCUUGAAUACUACCUUCUCACUCUAGUGUGUCACUUGUUGAUACUUGCUCUUGCAAUACUCUUCUUGUGGUCGAAUGCUACUCAGUUCAUCAACAAGUCUCGGCCACGCAUCCCCGAAGUUCAAAUCCCUAAGGACCCUGUUUUAGAGUUUGCCCAAGCACUUAGGUUGGAGAUUAACCAGGCUUUUGCUGUCCUGCGGGUUAUUGCAUCAGGAAGAGAUCUUAAGAAGUUCCUCUCUGUGAUUGCUGGCUUGUGGGUUUUGUCUAUUGUGGGAACUUGGUGCAACUUCUUGACAUUGUUCUACAUAGUAUUCGUAAUACUUCACACUGUACCUGUGCUGUAUGAGAAAUAUGAGGACAAGGUGGAUCCAUUUGCUGAGAAAGUAAUGCAUGAGAUUAAUAAGCAGUAUGCAGUGUUUGAUGCAAAAGUUCUAAGUAAGAUUCCAAGGGGACCAUCAAAAGAAAAGAAGAAGGAUUAGAUUUACCAGCCAAGAUGUGCUGUUGCUAGGUACUGACAUACAUCUGGUAGCCGUGCGUUGUGAAGGUGUUGUUAAAUUUUAUCCAGUAUCAGCUAGAACCCUGCUUUUAUCCUUAAUUUUCGUAGUCACUGGUUCUCAAUGAUCAUGAAUAUGGGAUCCUUUUUUUUUAAAUCUUUGUUUUUUGCUACACACAUGGUAGCCAGGUGACAUUAUGUUGUCAUAUUGCUUGUUGAUUAGUGCACUGUACAUUGGGUUGAAAUUUCUCUCAAACUGUUCUGGAUAUCUUUCUGGAUGAUUCACUUUGCUUUGUGUUUUAACUGCUGUUGCAUGCAUUACCUACAACGGCGCACAUAUAAUUCCGGCCUAUGGAUAGACGUCUAAUUCCUGUCAGCCAGUGUAAAGUAUAUCGAAUAAGCAUCCUAUAAUGUUUUGAUAAAAGUAAAAUGCGUUCAUAGCUCAUGAAGAUGCCCAUGGAUGUCGUAGGAGUAAAAAUUUGGUGUCGAGGAGAAAAGCGAUUAUACCAACUACCGUAAGGCAGGAAAUCAAAAGAGUUUUCAAAAUCGUUGGUAUAGAUUGAAACCAACAUACAAGGACUUAAAAAAAGCGCUAUUGGUUAAAGACGGUCUAUCAAACAUCGGGUUGUUCCAUGUACGAACUUUUGCUGGAAAUAACACAGACUAGAGGUAAUGACCACCCACUCCCCUGACAAGCACUAUCUGAAGAGAUAUACUUGUACAUGAACAACCCAACUGUUGUAAAAUAAUAUUACAAACUUUUUUCACUGCUUCUUAACAGCAGAACUUGGUUAAUAAGAAGGAUAGAUUUUCAGCUUGGCUUUGUUCCCAGUUC